Molecule: messenger RNA, 1641 nt
Organism: Symbiodinium sp. CCMP2592
Lineage: Eukaryota; Dinophyceae; Suessiales; Symbiodiniaceae
Source: the annotation of a GenBank genome assembly
AUGGUUUUCGGAGGUAUCCGGAAGGUUCUUGGCCAGUUCAGCUUUGCAAGUGGCUGGACCCUGCAGGCGAAGGCAGCGCUAAGGGUCAUCGAGGACCGGGUGAGAGAACAAGAACUCGAUGACCUGUCUCAAGUGCGCGUCCCCGCAGCAAAGGUACAGGAUGGACAGAGACUUGUGGGGAUCGAUGCUUGCGUGACAGCUUGCAUGGGCUUGAUCAAUAAGUACAUCAACCAAAGCGAUGGGAAUGUCACUAACCGCGUACCGCCCACCUGCGCGGCAAGAUGUGCGCGAGGUGGGAAGACCACCUUCCUGCAAAAGCUUGGCGAGAAACUGGCCGGCGGGACGCAGUACUUCCCCAUCUUUGUGUCCUUCAACGGGGAAAGCCCCGUCAAACGGCGGGACUACGAGCUAGCAGACGAGUGGCUGUACAGGACUAUUGCGUAUGCGCUGCUCCCGGCCGGCACGCUUCGUCACAAUGUAGCAGCGAAAUUCGGAAGGGUGACGUGCGAGGAGUCGACUUUGGAAAACUACUUCAAGUCCCAGAAGAACGUUGUUUUGCUCGUCGAUGAGCUCAACCACCUGUUGCUGAAGAGCCCCGCCGAAGAGGAGAAGAAAGCAGAGCAGCGAGCCGCCCGCUUCAUGAAAGAUGUCUUCCUUGCCGCUGAAGGUGCCUAUAUGGUCUUCACCUCCCACAUUCAGUCCACGGGGCUAGACCUGACCCAGUACAUGGAGGGCGACUCCGUUAGGGGGCUGGAAAUCACAGGCUUGCCAUUUGCGGCUCAGCUCGGAGAGCUGCAGAACAUGUCGACAGAACUCUCUGGCUUGACGCACAUGAAAGCUGCCUACUACUCAAGAGUCCCAGCACUCCUGUGGUCCUCCCACGAUGAUGGGUCUCUGCUCUCACAAAAGUUGUCACAAAUCCAGCAACACCCGAAAGAGCACCUUGCGGCCUUCUUGUCCGAGGUUUUCGAAGGCACCCCUGUGAAAGAGAUGGAGGCUUUCAGGCAACUCACAGAUGGCAGCCAAAAAGACAGAGUAUUAUGGAUCCCAUGCUUCAUGUCGCACUUCCUCGUCCAAUGUAAAAUUGCCUGGCCUGCCUGUGGUGUUCUUGGACGGUGGCUGCAAGGCAUGCAAGCUGCAGAGGAGAAGGAUGGAAAGGCGUGGGAGAAGAUCAUCGCGGUUGCCUUCGGCUUGCGCUACAUUUGGCGGCAGAUGGGCGGCGACGAGCACGGAUGGCUGCAUGGGCAUGAAGGGGCAGCAAUCGAGUGUUUGGAUGCCAACCCAGCGGCGAAGACUGUCGAGGCCGCAAUUCAGCAGCUGCCACAACCAUUGCAGUACCCAACCCUGCAGCUGGUUCUCCCGAGCCACGCACAGUUCGAGGCAGUAGACUUGUUCGCUGUGAGGAGAGAGGCAGACAGUACUGACUUAGUCAUGGUGGCGCAGCAGAAGGAAGGUGGCGCCAGUGUAAGCAACCACCCAUGUACACAGACUGCGAAUGCUUACUGGAUGAGAGGAUCGUCGACGCAAAACGCAAAGACGAAACAUGGAUGGUUCCUGCCCUCGCAAAGCGAGAUUGACACGUUCUUGGGACCCUCCUUGGCAGCUGCAGCACCAGCCACCUGGCGGGAUCCGGUAGACUAG